AUGGAGACCUCCCAGCUGGAUCCCGCUCAUAUGCGAUUGACCCGACGUGCUGCCUGUGACAGAUGUCGAACCCAGAAACUGCGGUGUGUACGAGUCUCGCUCAGCGAUUCGGCUAAAUGCAAGCGCUGCGAGAACGCAGGCACCUCGUGCCACUAUAGCAUCUCCAAGCCCGCCGGCCGGCCACCUGUCAACGGUUCUUCCUCCACGGCGUCCUCUUCUGGUCAGGGAAAGGGACUGAGUGAACCCGGACCCCAAGUGAGAUCACUGCAACGUAGUUCUCAGGGUGAUAACCCCGCGGAGCCGGGGAGGGUGCCACUGGCGCCAUCGGUGAUGGGCAAUGGGGAAGAACAGCCUGAAUCCAGGGCAGUGGGUCAGCAGGUUGAUCCUUUUGGACCCCAUAGCAUGGCAUGGUCACCGGGCCAUGAUGAUCUUGCAUCUCUGCCAUCGACAAACGGCUGGCCGACCACGCAGUCCCCGGUGAUCGCAUCAGUCCCCCGCACUCCCACCGCGACGCUGCCAGGAUUCCCGGAGGAAGAGGCCGACUGGUCGUCUACACUGCACGCGCAUGAUCCCGUGGAUGCUUUUUCCGAGUUGAACAUGCGUCUCUAUCAGUCGGCGACGGUCGGUAGCACCUUGGAACGGGACGUCAACCGUCCGGGGAAACUCCUCCCCUUCCCCACCCAAUUCGCGGGGAGGGUAAUCGAUAUAUCCUCGGCCUUUUUGGCACUUUUGAAGGCCAUCGGUGGUCAGCGGCAUAGAUUUGGUGAGCCUCAUGCAAACCAUCUAUUCUGGAACGGAGAGCUUUUGCGCGACCAGCACAUGCGUUUCACGGAUCGCUCGUCUGAGUCCAGCGAUGAUGACUCGGGAGGGCCUCGGCUCGAGGGAGAUGGCCACCGGUUUCGGCGCGACGCAAAUAAGUUGUGGAAGACAUCACCCCCUUUGGCAGAUAUCACGACACUGCUGCAGCUGCUGGCCUGCUAUCUCCGCCUACGUCAGCUGCACAAUAUCCUCUACACAGCCAUACACCAGUACAUGACGACGAUUCCGGCCGAGCCCAGGACCGCGCCGUAUCAGGGCUUCCACUCACCCUCCCGGACUGAUGCGAUGCUCGAGGAGACUGGCACGCGGCCUCCCCUGUUCAAGGAUCUUCAAAUUGGAGGGGUCUCACUGGAGGAUUUCCACCCCUUCCAGGUCAAAUUCGUGCUCCAGAUCGUCGUGCACAUUUUGGGCGAAAUCGAAUUUUCAUUAGGAUUACCUGCUGCCUACCGAGUCAGCAAAGAACUGGACGAUGAAGAACCAGGCAUUCUGGGCUCGAGCAUCUCCCCACAACUGCUCAAGACAGUGAUGCAGGACCAAACCUCCUCGUUUGGGCGUGUAGGGGGGGAGAGCAGCAUUGUGUUGGCGAUGCGGGAGCGGCUGAGCCAACUACGAAAGCUUCUGCGCGGUUCCAUCAACUUGUAG
Molecule: messenger RNA, 1461 nt
Organism: Aspergillus clavatus NRRL 1
Lineage: Eukaryota; Fungi; Ascomycota; Eurotiomycetes; Eurotiales; Aspergillaceae
Product: Zn(II)2Cys6 transcription factor domain-containing protein
Exons: 2
Coding region: 1-1461 (486 amino acids)
Biological process (GO): regulation of DNA-templated transcription
Molecular function (GO): DNA-binding transcription factor activity, RNA polymerase II-specific; zinc ion binding
Source: RefSeq, a predicted model, not a curated record